This is a messenger RNA of Entrophospora candida, 1137 nucleotides long. Lineage: Eukaryota; Fungi; Glomeromycota; Glomeromycetes; Entrophosporales; Entrophosporaceae. The record is from the annotation of a GenBank genome assembly.
AUGUCAAGAUAUAAAGCUUCUUCUUUCUGGGAAUCUGAAAGAGACAAAGAAAGAGACAUAGAGAGAGAGAGAGAAAAGGAAAGAGUAAGAGAAAAAGACAGAAUUGAAGAAAGAGACAUAGAAAGAGAAAGAGAAAGAGAAAGGGAAAAAGAAAGAUAUACAGAGAGAGCGCGAACUGGAGGAAGAGAGAGAGAAAGAUAUAUGGAAAGAGAAAAAGAUAUCGAAAGAAAUAGAAAGAGAUAUAAAAAUAAUAGCGAUAUUGAUACUGACAACGAAAGAGAUAGAAAUAAUAAAAGAGAGUGGGAUAGAGGGAAAAUUCAAGAUAAUAGAAACUAUAACAAAGAUUGGGAGAGAAAUACAGUGAAAAAUAUUGAGAGAGAAACUACUAGUUGGGGAAAAUCACAGAUAAAAAAUGAAGCCUUUAGUGAAUCUGAUAUUUCUGAUUCAUAUUCUGAUUCAUAUAGUGAUGAUAAAGGUAGGACUAAAAGUAAUAAAUCAAAAAAACAUAAACGUCGUAGUAGAUCACACAAAAGUUCUUCAUAUAAACAUAAAAAGUCAUCAUCACCAAAAAGUCAUAAAAAAUAUGAUUCUUCCUCAAGUUAUCCUAGUCCAAAAAGUCAUAAAAAACUUGAUUCUUCCCCACGUUAUCCUAGUCCAAAAAAUCAUUCAAGCGAGGAUGGAUCAGAUAAAUAUCAAUCUAAUGAUCUUUUAGAUGAUAAAACUACUACUGAUAAUUAUCACUCCAAAAAAGAUAUGUCUGAUGAUGUGAUAGUUGGGCCUGUUCCAUUACCACUAGCCGAUGCAAGACUAGGUGAAAGAGAUUAUGGUGGAGCUUUAUUGGCAGGUGAAGGUUCUGCAAUGGCAGCAUAUGUUCAAGAAGGUAAACGUAUUCCACGUCGUGGUGAAAUAGGAUUGACAAGUAAUGAGAUUCAAUCAUUUGAAGGUGUCGGCUUUGUGAUGAGUGGUAGCCGUCAUCGUCGUAUGAAUGCAGUACGUAUACGUAAAGAAAAUCAAGUUAUUUCAGCUGAAGAAAAAAGAGCUUUAAUGUUGUUCAAUCAAGAAGAAAAAUCAAAAAAAGAAAACAAAAUUAUUUCAGAUUUCAGAGAAUUGUUGGCAGAAAAAUUACAAGGAAAAUGA